AUGUAGUUCCCAGCCGGCCAUAGCCGGGAGUGGCGGGAGUUAGAGGAAGCCAGCAGCGCCUGCGCACCGCUGUCAAACCGCCGGGUGCACACCCGGAUGCGCGCGCAACGCCUCCGGCUCUCCCGGAAGUUUCCGCAGGGCAGCUGAGAAGGCCUUGGUCAAGAUGGAAUUUCCAACCCUGUGAACCCAAGAACCAGACUGCGAGUCCACCAAGGUGGUGGCGCUGUUUGGGGAGGUUGUGAGAGCCUUUUGACAUGGAGCCUAGCAAGCAGACCCAGGGCCAUAGACGCAGGGGCUUCUGUGAAGCUGGAGGUCCCUGCCUCCUGGUCCACAGAGACAUGAGUGAGCACAGCUGCAGGCUCCCACCACUGGGGCCACCGCCACUUCCACCAGCAUGCCUCCCCUGCCCUGGUGGACCUGAACCAUGACCAGAAGAGCAUGAUCUCCUUCUGUCCAAACUGUGGCAAAAACGUGGAAGCCACAUUCAAGUUCUGCCCCUACUGUGGCAGCACGCUCCCUGCAGAGGAGCAGGCCAGCACCUCCGCCUUCCCCAGGCCACUCGCGUCAUCCUUCCACGGCUCCAGGAGGGGGCUGAGCUCCAGUCCAGAAACCUCCCCCAAGAAAGUGAAAUGGUCGCACACCGUCACCUCUCUCCCACCGACUCUCCUCUCUGAAUGUGAUGGUUCUGAGCCUGGAAACACCUUGAAUUCUCCUGAGAGAUCCACAGGCUCCGGCAGCAGACCCCUGACCCCUCGAAGCAGCCCUCAGUCCACCAGGCUAAGCCCACAGACACUGAAGCGGAGCCGGGUGACCACCUCACUCAAGGCUUUGCCCAUGGGGACAGAGCUGACAGACAAGAAUGGGCAGCGCUGGAGGCUGGGGGCCCUCCAGACCCGGGAUAACCAGGGCAUUCUCUACGAAGCUGAGCCUGCUUCUGUUGUCCCCUGUGAAUCUAGGACCCAGAAGCACAGAUUCUCGCUCAAACUGGAUUCCAAGGACGGACGCCUCUUCAAUGAGCAGAACUUCUUCCAGCGGGCUGCCAAGCCCUUGCAAGUGAUCAAAUGGAAGCGGCAGCGCUCAGCCCCGCUGCUGGCUAUUCCCACCUGUGUGGGCUUUGGACUCCACCAGGACAAGUACAGGUUCCUGGUGUUCCCCAGCCUGGGGAGGAGCCUUCAGUCGGCCCUGGAUGACCACCCGAAGCACACCGUGUCAGAGAGGUGUGUGUUCCAGGUGGCCUGCAGGCUGCUGGAUGCGCUGGAGUUCCUCCACGAAAACGAAUAUGUGCACGGGAACCUGACGGCUGAGAACGUCUUUGUGAACCCAGAGGAUCUGAGCCAGGUGACUCUGGUGGGCUAUGGCUUCACCUUCCGAUACUGCCCAGGCGGCAAACACGUGGCCUACAAAGAAGGCAGCAGGAGCCCACACGAGGGGGACCUAGAGUUCAUUAGCGUGGACCUGCACAAAGGAUGCGGUCCCUCCCGCCGCAGUGACCUCCAGGCCCUGGGCUACUGUAUGCUUAAGUGGCUUUAUGGGUCCCUGCCGUGGACAGACUGCCUUCCCAACACCGAGGAGAUCACCAAGCAGAAACAGAAGUAUCUGGAUGCCCCCGAGUCCCUCGUGAAACGGCACAGCUGCUGGCUUGGGACCUCAGAGAGCCUGAAGAAGUAUCUGAAGGUGGUGAUGACCCUUGAGUACCAGGAGAAGCCGCCCUACGCCAUGCUGAGGAACAAUCUGGAAGUCCUGCUGCAGGAUCUGCGGGUGUCACCCUAUGAUUCCCUGGACCUCCAGAUGGUGACCUAGGCUGAAUCCAGAAUUUCUGACUUGCAGCUGGAGGCAGAGGGGAAGCAGUGACUCCAGGCCUGCUGUUUGAUCACAGAUGAGCUUCUAGAAGCAUCCCUAGGCCAGUGAAUCAGCCCCUCUGUGUGAAGAACCGAGUCCCCCUCCAGUAAUGUGAAGCUUCUGCCGGUCCCUGCGCUUUGCACAGAGGUGGCUGGACUCCAGGCCGUGCAGCUAUGGUGCUCCGUGCUUAGAAAUAAACUUCUAAAUCGGCACCUGGAGACUCAUGUCCCCAGUCCCGGGAAGGUCUAGCUCCUCUUUCUCCACCUGUCCACCCUCACCCUUGCAUCCGGCCACACAAUUUCUCAGUUUCAAGCUGGCUGGUGGGAUGGUCACAUCUGUGCUGCCAGGAGCUCAGGAAGCCAAGGCUCCGAGACCUCAACUCGGCAAGAUGCUGUCAACAAAAACAGAAUCUGGCAGUCUGUUUAUUCCUCCAUGAGAUCAGUCAUCCAUCCAGCCAGAUUCCAGUCCUUCAUCCACCCAUCUAGUACUCGCUACAUCCCACCAGUCUUUAAUCAUCACAUGCUUUCAUUAACAUCUAACUGCCCCACCCUCCAGCAGCCUCCUGCCUGUCCAUCUUCCCACCCAUUCUUCCAUUAGUUACCGGAUGCUUUUCUGUGCCACACACCUUCCUCAGUCCCAUGGUUUAUCCUUUGAUUAAAGAAAUGCGAACUUCGUAA
This is a messenger RNA of Nannospalax galili (Upper Galilee mountains blind mole rat), 2516 nucleotides long. It is a transcript of the gene Vrk3, whose product is annotated as VRK serine/threonine kinase 3. Gene Ontology annotation, biological process: signal transduction; peptidyl-serine phosphorylation. Gene Ontology annotation, cellular component: nucleus; cytoplasm. The transcript is spliced from 16 exons. Gene Ontology annotation, molecular function: ATP binding; protein serine/threonine kinase activity. NCBI's taxonomy places the organism in Eukaryota, Metazoa, Chordata, Mammalia, Rodentia, Spalacidae. Bases 439 to 1800 code for a protein of 453 amino acids. The record is from RefSeq and is a predicted model, not a curated record.